Messenger RNA from Closterium sp. Naga37s-1, 693 nucleotides. The record is from the annotation of a GenBank genome assembly. NCBI's taxonomy places the organism in Eukaryota, Viridiplantae, Streptophyta, Zygnematophyceae, Desmidiales, Closteriaceae.
AUGCAGCUACUGCAGCUGCGGACAGUGCUGGAAAAACACUGGGGAGACGCGCAUGUGCUGUUCUGCACGUCGCUACUGCUCUGCAUGGCCGUGUUGCUCUGCAUGGCCGUGUUGCUCUGCAUGCCUGUGUUGCUCUGCAUGCCUGUGCUGCUCUGCAUGCCUGUGCUGCUCUGCAUGCCUGUGCUGCUGGGCAUGCCCAUAGGGGUCUUCCCAGUGGGAUGCAUCCCUGGGCGUGGGCCCCAGGCAAAAGGAGAUGAGAGGGGGAAAGGAGGGCAGCUCCCACUCUCAUCCCCCACCCUUCUCAACCCUUCUCAACCCUUCCCAACCAUCUCAUCCCUCUCAUCCUCUUACCCCUCCCAUCCCUCUCAUCCCUCUCAUCCCUCUCACCCCUCUCACCCCUCUCACCCCUCUCACCCCUCUCACCCCUCUCAUCUAUCCCAUACCUCUCAUCCCUCUCACCCCUCUCACCCCUCUCACCCCUCUCACCCCUCUCAUCUAUCCCAUCCCUCUCAUCCCUCUCACCCCUCUCACCCCUCUCAUCUAUCCCAUCCCUCUCAUCCCUCUCACCCCUCUCAUCUAUCCCAUCCCUCUCAUCCCUCUAAUUCUUCUGCUCCCUCUCAUUCCUCUUAUCACCUCGCCCCUCUCGUCCCCCUCGUUAUUCUUACAAUUCUCACCAGUCUUGUUGGAGUAUGA